AUGCAAAGACCCACGAUCCUAAACACACCAACGCUCUCCUCCUUCAACGUUCCAUCCUUUGAUCUCUCCAAACGAAGAGUAGAAAAGGGACUAGUCAAUCCCGAAAAGAUGGAACAUGGCACUCCUUUCAAUGAUCACUCAUUACAAGCAAUACCUGCGAAUAAUUUUGAAAAUAAUUCUUACAUGAUGAUGACGAUGCCAAGUUUCCAAGAGGCUUCCUUCCGGAGAGAUCGUUAUCAAAAAAUUGCAGAAAUUCAGAACUUUAAUGCCUCGGGUGUCGGAUCCACAAAUUCUUAUUUAUGGCCCUCUUUUGUAAAGUUCUUUCAAGCUAGAGAUUUUAAAAUGGGAGAAUACAAAACCAUCAUUGAGGUUGAUUGUAGAAAAGCAGAAAAUCCAUCCUCCUUUCUCAUGUACUUUAUGUCACAAUUUAACAUGUAUUCUCACAAAAACUUAAUCCCAAUUUUAGAUACCUACAUGACCAAAACAUCAUGUUGUUUUGUGACACCAUUUUAUCCACAAGGAAAUUUAUUAAGAUUGGUCAAAACAAGAUUGGAAAAACAAAAAUUCCUGAAAAGUCAAACCAUUUUGAAAUAUUUCUCACAACUAUUGGAUGCACUCUCCUAUCUUCAUAACACUUUAAACACGACUAUGUAUGGAUGCAUUUCUUUGGAGAAUAUAUUUCUGGAUGAAACAUUGGAAAAUGUUUUUUUGGGAUAUGUUGGAAUUCACAUUCACACCAUGAAUCUCUAUCUCAAUACAUUUUUCAAACAAGCAGAAUCCUCCUUGUUGGAAGUUGCUAACCUCGUUUCAAAACCAAAGCAAGAAGAAGAUGCACAAGAUUUAUUUUCUUACAAUGUGGAUCAUGAAAUUAAAUCACUCUUUGGAAAUACUCAACCAACUAACACCAUGAAUGUUAGACCCAAUCAGAAUGAAAUGAAUGGAUGGAAGUUGCUUGAUAUUUAUGCACUGGGUGUUGUCAUGUUUCAAAUCAUGUCACUCACGAUGGAAAUGAGUUCAGAAGAUCCUCUUUCACAAGAUCUAGAAAAGAAUUCACUCCAAUUUUCACACACCUACCAACUCAUCAAGACACUUCAACAACAGCAAAACUUUUCAGACGAAGAGCUCUCUUAUUGGAAGGAAUACAUUCGAAACAAAGUGGGCAGAAUUUACCAUAACCGAAAUUUGGCCAAUCUCAUCAUUGACAUGCUCAACAUUGGUCAAAGCAGAUUGACUGCAGACCAAUGCGCUAGACAACUCCUAAAUGUACAACCAGAAGAGGACGAUGAUGACGAAAACACUCCCUAA
This is a messenger RNA of Naegleria fowleri, 1305 nucleotides long. RefSeq lists its product as uncharacterized. The record is from RefSeq and is a predicted model, not a curated record. The transcript is spliced from 5 exons. The coding region runs from base 1 to 1305 and encodes 434 amino acids. Gene Ontology annotation, biological process: protein phosphorylation. NCBI's taxonomy places the organism in Eukaryota, Heterolobosea, Eutetramitea, Acrasida, Naegleriidae. Gene Ontology annotation, molecular function: protein kinase activity; ATP binding.